Molecule: messenger RNA, 672 nt
Organism: Arabidopsis thaliana (thale cress)
Lineage: Eukaryota; Viridiplantae; Streptophyta; Magnoliopsida; Brassicales; Brassicaceae
Product: Ribosomal protein S30 family protein
Exons: 3
Coding region: 128-316 (62 amino acids)
Biological process (GO): translation
Cellular component (GO): ribosome
Molecular function (GO): structural constituent of ribosome
Source: RefSeq, marked reviewed
AUCGUCUUCAUCACUUAAAUAUCAGUCAUAGAAAACCCUAAUCUCUGAGAAGAGUUAAAAGCGUUGCCGUACACUAUAACCGGAGAGAGCGCCGAUUCCGUCGUCAGAAGAAUCCUCGUAAACAAUCAUGGGUAAGGUACACGGUUCCUUGGCUCGUGCCGGUAAGGUGAGAGGUCAGACACCGAAAGUGGCAAAGCAGGAUAAGAAGAAGAAGCCACGUGGCCGUGCUCACAAAAGGUUGCAACACAAUCGCCGUUUCGUAACCGCCGUUGUUGGAUUUGGCAAGAAGAGAGGACCCAACUCUUCUGAGAAGUAGAUGAUGAUGAUGAUCACACUUCAUGAAGCUUGAAGUUUUACUUUCUCGUUAGUAUGAAUUCUGCAAUAUCCGCUUUGUUAUCGAUAUUUGCUUAUUUGGUUUUUCUAUAGACGAUGUAAUUCUCUUGUUCAUUUCUCCAUCGAAUUGACUUUUGACCAUACUUUUUUCGACAUAUGUUAUUUGCAACCUUGAUAGCAUUCUACAAUCACUGUUUACUCUCGAGCCAAGUACAUGUUCCUCAACGGAUUGACAUUUCAGAGUUAGAAACUUAGAAUUGUACUGCAAUGUGUUUACAUAGAUACAAAAAUGAUGUAAUAUGAUGAUACCUUUUUAUAAGUAUAUGCUUUUGAACGAUC